Molecule: messenger RNA, 1542 nt
Organism: Symbiodinium natans
Lineage: Eukaryota; Dinophyceae; Suessiales; Symbiodiniaceae
Source: the annotation of a GenBank genome assembly
AUGAUCAACAGGCUUGCCGACGACACACCUGUUUCGCCGGCGAGUUCGGACAAACCUGUUUCAGCGAUCUCCGCUGCAGAGGAACGGAGCUUGAACACGACGGAGGAAAUCCAGAACCUCGCCAAUUUCAUUUGUGACAUGGAAGUCCAUCACCCAGAUCUGCUACGAGCCACUUUGCCGUCCAGUGCCUUGCGCUGCUUCGGAAAGGCAUUGCAGAAGAACUUCCGAGGCGACUUGCAUCACGUGAGCUUCCCAACGCAGACUAUCCAAUGCUUCUGGAGCCAUUCGUGGCACGGUUCGGCCUGGAUGAAGAUCCUCUUCCUCCUGGUCUACUACAACGGGCGAGCGGCCUUGGUCGCCGGCUCCCUCUCGGCGUUUCUGGGUCUGACCCUCUUCUUCUUCAGACUUUUGCCAGGUACCCGGCGAGAGUUUUCUCUCGAGGGCGCCACCUACGAUUUCGGCCCAUGGGGGCUGGGUUUUGGCUGCCUUGCCUCGGGCUUGGUGUUGCUGCUUUGGAAGCCGUCCGGGUCCGUGUUCUUGGAUCGGAUUUGCAUACAUCAGACGGAUGAGGAGCUCAAGGCAGCCGGGAUCCUGAGUAUCGGUGGCUUCUUGAAGCACUCUGAGUCCAUGCUGGUGCUUUUCGACCCAACCUAUACGACAAGGCUGUGGACAAUUUUCGAGCUCGCCGCGUUUUUGAAAGCUCAUGGGGAUGUUGCUCAUGCCUUGAUCAUCCGACCAACUUUCUUAGCCACAGCAGCGGUGGGAGUGUUUGUUUUUCUAGCCCUGAUCGCGAUCUGCAUCAUGAUUGCAAGCUAUGCUGAGAUGAGACAAACUCUUCUGGUGCUCGUGUUUGUGGAAUACUUGAUCUUUGCUUGUGGCGGCCAUUGGUUGCGUGGCUACUUUCAGCAAGUCGAUGAAUGCUUCGAAAGGCUCCAGAAUUUCAGCCUGAAGGAGGCCAACUCACACUGUUGUACUGUGGAUCACGUGGACAUCUUUGGGAACCCCAUGCCGUGUGACCGGAAAGUCAUCACAGAAUGCAUUCGCAGCUGGUUUGGCAGCGAGGAGCAGUUUGAAGCCGAGGUGAAGUGUCGAGUAUCUUCCGCCUUUGUGACAGGCUUAGGCUAUUAUGCAGUGCCCUUUACCUGGUUCAUGGGGGCGAGCCUGCCGAUCUUAUGGGCCUACCUCGACUUGAUGGUGGCCAGGCUUCGUGAAGGGGAAUGGUUCUACACUUUGGUGAGCUUCCUUUACACCUUGAUCAUCUGGUUGGGCAAUGGUCCUUUCGGCUACUUCAUCUGCCUCAUGUGCGCGUACACGCUUCGCAAGAGACGCGCCAUCUGGUGCUUGGACUGUGCCGUGACUCUUCUUGGCACGGGCUUUAUGGUGGUCCUGAGUUUGGCCAUGCACGCCAUCGGCCCGGUGCUGCGGGCGCACGCGGGCGACUUGCCGGGAAUGAUCCUGUGGGGCAUCCUGGUGGCAUCUUUCGCUCUCUUUUGGCGAUGGCUUUGGCUUCGCGCCAUCACGAAGAACCACACGGAGUCAUAG